CUUUCUUCAGUAUUUCUGUCAUAGUGAAAACGUUAUUUUGAAGGUUUACAAAAAUAAUUUUUAACUAUUUAAUUUAUAGAAAUGACGCAUUGCUGCUCGCAAUGCACUUUCACGGCGCAGUUCGAGAGUGCUCUGAUGAUGCACCGGCAACUGCAUCAUGAAACGAAGGACAGUUCUGAUAUCAACAAGGCGGCUACGCUGGUCAUGGAGAAAUGUAACACAGUACCCAGAGGUUCUACACUGGGCUCCACUUACUCCAACAAGAAUAAAGGAACUAAGUUGAUAGGUCGAACAUCAUCAGCGACGCGGCUGCUAGACAAGCUGCGCGCGCGCAUAUGUCGCAGUAGGACGCUGUUCUCUCACCCUGAGGAGAACUUUGAUACGAACUUGAACGAGGGCAGUGGUAUUGUGAGUAUGAACAUGGACACUUCUAUAGCGAGUGAGUGUACCUCCAAAGGUCUUAAGGCCGAACCCUCAGUGUCCCAUUCAACCGGUAUAACAGCCAUCAGAGAAGUGAAGGAAACAUUUGGAUGUCAUUUAUGUUCUUUUGAUGCUGACAGAAUAACAGUUUUAGACAGGCAUCUUUUAAACGACCACAAGAUAGGUCUCGAGAACUUACUCAAACUAGUCAUGGCAAAAACCAAAGAUGGUCUUUCAGAAGACAAUCCAAAUACUUCGAUCUAUGGCAUCAGACAACCUUAUUAUAAGCCCCCAGACGAAAUAAUCGAAGAAGGGGAGUUUGUUAUAGAAACUGUUACGCCAAAGAUUAAGAUUUUGAAACAUGCUUCAACGAACACUGACAUCCAAUGGACGGAUAUACCCGAUUUGAAAGACAAUUGCCGUAUGAUAACGAAGGAGUUAGAGAAAUUAAUAAAGUAUCCUAUAGAAAAAUGUGACAAGGAUGAGUUUUUAGUCAAAAUGCAGACUCUUAACGAAUGUAUGUGUAAGUUCGUGGAUUCUUCUAAUACUUUGAAGAAAGUUUUGACAAAGGAGUUCGAUUCAAAGCACUCGGUUCGCGAGCAUUUGAACUUGGAGCAACCGUUUUUUGAUCUCUGUUUGGGAGACAGUAGAAAUACGUCUCGAGUGUGGGAGCGAGCUCACAGCGAACAGAUGGAGAGAGGCAGAAGCAAGUAUGGCGAUAAUAAUAGAAGCGACAAGAAGUUUACAUCGGAGAGUUUUUACUUCUAAUUUACUUAUAAUAAUUUGUGAACAAUUUUAAGUUACUUUAAUAAUAAACGAUUCAUUAAUUGUA
Molecule: messenger RNA, 1252 nt
Organism: Helicoverpa armigera (cotton bollworm)
Lineage: Eukaryota; Metazoa; Arthropoda; Insecta; Lepidoptera; Noctuidae
Exons: 8
Coding region: 82-1188 (368 amino acids)
Source: RefSeq, a predicted model, not a curated record